Messenger RNA from Bursaphelenchus xylophilus (pine wood nematode), 5084 nucleotides. The record is from the annotation of a GenBank genome assembly. NCBI's taxonomy places the organism in Eukaryota, Metazoa, Nematoda, Chromadorea, Rhabditida, Aphelenchoididae.
AUGUCUAUUUUCUCUGUUUUUGUUUGGAAUAUCGCUGUAAUUCUGCUUGGAAAAGCCGAUGAGAUCAAUUCAAAGUACAAGGAUAAGAAUUUAGAUGUAAGUUGUUUUUCUUUUAAUAUUCCCCAAGAAACGAAUAGAAAUGUUUGAGCAUUUGAAACAUGAAGUUUCCCCAGAAAACGAGUUUUUUUUGCAAAAAGGUGAAUAUUUUUUAUUUUUAAAUUUUUUAUGAAUUUUUUAUUGUAAUUUUAUAUAUUUUUUAUUUUUAAGAUUUUUUUUAUUUUUCGUUUCUUUUUUGAUUUUUUUUUAUUUUUCAGUUUUUUUUUUAUUUUUUGAUUUUUUUAAACCUUUGUUUAUCUUUUUCAGUUCUUUUCUUAGAUUUGUUUUAUUUUUUUUUCUUGAUUUUAAAAAUUUUUUUUUCAUUUAUUAUAAUUUUUGACAUUUUUUAUUUUUAAGGUUUUUUUAUUAUUCGUUUCUUUUUUGAUUUUUUUUUAUUUUUCAGUUUUUUUUUUAUUUUUUGAUUUUUUUAAACCUUUGUUUAUCUUUUUCAGUUCUUUUCUUAGAUUUUUUUUAUUUUUUAUUUUUUGAUUUUUUUUUUCAUUUUUUGUUCAUUUUCAGAACGAUCACCUCGAAUAUCCACUAUUCGCCCCGUUUGAUUCCUCUCCCUUCGUCGACCCAAUCCGUGGCCUCUCCCCCACUCAGCACGCCUAUUUUCGCAGCAAAUUCUCCUCGGCCUACUAUGAUCCGGUCUGCGCGAAACACGUGUAUCAUGUUCGUCCUAUUUAUUUCAACCCCGGCGACACGGUCCGCCUGAAGUGCGUGGUUUGCGUUCGAGCCGAGGUGUUCACGGGCGAAAUGAAACACUGGAAAGUGUUGAGGAGAAAUGUUUAUGACGCGGUGAAGAACCCGAGGAGGGUCAGCGACGAUGAUUGGGUGGUUUUGAGUGAUGGUAAGGAAGUUUCGGACAUAAAAAAAAAUUGAAAAAUAAAAAAUUUUCGAUAUUUUCGAUAACUUUUGACGUUUGCACUGUGCAAAAAAAGGUUGCGGAAUUAAUGAGGUUUAAGUCGAAAAAUCGCAAAAAUUUGAUGAUUUUUUUGAUUUUUUUUCGAAUCGUAAAAAUUUUCAAAAAAAAAAUGCAUCGAAAAAACUUUUCGUUUCUUAAAAAGAUUUAAAAAAAUUGCAAGCUGCAGAAUAAAAACAAAAAACGGUAAAAGUUCCUUAUUUUGGCCACAACUUUUAACUUUGCGGAAACUGGUCGGAAUUAGCCCAAAUUUAGCGUACACGCUCAAUUCAUCGUUGUCAAUGCCCGGACAGUAGAUUUAGUUAACGAGGUACCUUCUUUUUUACGUACCACCUUACCCUUCAAAAAACGGCUGCAGUCUGUGAUUUUACACUUUAUACGAUGAAACAUGUCCGGCACUAAACUUAUUGCCUCCGUAUGGAACUAAAUGAGUCGUCACAGCCUUCGUAGUUGCCCUUAAAACUAUAGAGCUAUUAUAGUAAUUCAGUUCCAGCUAGGUCGAAGUGUUUUUUAAUAACUUAGUGCCCAAGCUUGGGCGCAGUUCGCGGAGUACCUUUUUUGGCCAAAAUAAGGAACUUUUUCCCAAAAAACAUUUUUUUUGUUCAAUAAAGGCAGUAAAACUGAAAAUUCAUGUGGAAAUCGGGCGCUUGCAGCUUUUUCAGACCUGAUUAUGGACACAAAGGUCACAAAAAACCCCGAGGACUCCUCAAAAACAAAAUCCAAGCUAAUGAUCGGGCAGCUCGGAAAUUUUUUUACGUAAAAAGGAAGUAUUAACAAAAAUUUAUUAAAUUGUUAUGUUUGUUAUAAAGAGUACACUUUUCUUUCCUUUAUGUGACUGACAUUAAGAAAUCAAGGCACACUUGUAACUAUUGAGGCAAUAAUAUUCGCUUAGGGAGUAAUUACUCGCAAAAUUUUCAAUUCCUAAAAACAAUUUGUCUUUUAUACUUUUAUACUCUUGGGUCGAAUUUUAUGUCGUCUUAUUUUUUUAGUUUAAUUUAGUACGGUAGAAAUGACGCUCUAAAAAAGUAGACACAUUAUUAUGUUUCAUAUUUUGUGAUAAAUUAUUUUAAUUUUUUUUUUGGGAAAAGUUCCUUAUUUUGGCCACAACAAAGGAACUCCGCGAACUGCUCCCAAGCUUGGGCACUAAAGUUAUUAAAAAACACUUCGACCUAGCUGGCACUGAAUUACUAUAAUAGCUCUAUAGUUUUAAGGGCAACUACGAAGGCUGUGACGACUCAUUUAGUUCCAUACGGAGGCAAUAAGUUUAGUUCCGGACAUGUUUCAUCGUAUAAAGUGUAAAAUCACAGGCUGCAGCCGUCUUUGAAGGGUAAGGUGGUACGUAAAAAAGAAGGUACCUCACUCACUAAAUCCACUGUCCGGGCAUUGACAACGAUGAAUUGAGCGUGCACGCUAAAUUUGGGCUCAUUCCGACCAGUUUCCGCAAAGUUAUAAGUUGUGGCCAAAAUAAGGAACUUUUACCUUUUUUUUGAAAAUUACUUCAAAAUGAGGUCUCUAGUGACGGUGAAAUAUUGGCUUCAUGGUGCGAAAAUAUUAUUAUUAUUAUUAUUAUUUUUUUUUUUUUUUUGAAAUUUGCAUACUGCAAAACUUUUGCAUGGUGCAAUAAAAGAAUUGACGCAAAAGUAGUUGGUCUACACAGUGCAAAACCAGCGACCUCCAAAAAUCGGCUGCACGGUGCGAGAAAAAACUUUUUAGAAGUUUGCACAGUGCAAAAUCUUUUGAAAGGCGCGAAAAAAAUCGAAAAGCGACAAGAAAAUUCCGCACUGUGCAAUCAAAAAAAUUGGCGACAGAAUUAUUCCUUCUGCACAGUGCAAAAGCAGCGACAGCGAAAAAUUGGUUGCACGGUGCGAAUUUUUUUUGAGAGAGUGCCAAAAAUUUAUUCUCCCAUUUUUUUUAUAAUUUCUUUUUAUUUCAGAUACAAAGAAGGAGUUUCUUGGGAAUCAAGAGGACUUCAAAACCCCAAAAUUUUUUGAUGCCGAGGGCAAUCAAACAGAUGUUCCAAAAUCGGAGGUGUAUCAGAAUCAUGGGCAUCUCUAUAUUACUUAUGUAAGGAAGUUAAAAAUGUUUUUUGCGGUUUUUGAAAUUAAAAAAAUGAUAUCCGUCAUUUUUAUUUACCUUUUUAUUUUUUUGGAUUUUUAAAAAUUUCAAAAAAUUAAAAUCCAUAUUUUGAUAUAUUUCCGAUUUUUAGAUGUAUAUAUUUUAGGCCCGUAUUGAGCAAUUUGGACUCUACGAAUGCUCCGAUUUCUCUCAUAUUCAUGCCCAUCAGUUCGCUUAUUUGCUGAUUCCGAGAACCCCAUUUUUGCAACCCUACGAAAACAUAUUUGCAGAAGAAUGCAAUGCAGAAGAAGGCCAACAGUUAUCGGCUGCACGCGGUCGAUUUGACUCGUUUGGACUAUGGAGAACAUUCCCAAUGUUCUUGCAGAAUAAAGAAGAAGGAAUUUGCGCGGGGAACUGUUUGGAUACGGUAAGAAAAAUUUUGAAAAAAUUUGAAAAUAAAAAAAAAAUUUAAAAAUUGUUCCAUUUUUGGAUAUUGAAAAAAAUAAAAAAGGCAAAAAAAUUUGUUUUGGUUUUUUUGUUGGAUUUUUGAACCUCAGAAUGAUAAAAAAAAUAAAUAAAAAAUAAUUAAAAUGUUCCAUGCUUUCAAGUUUUUGACCCUAAAAAAUGAAUUUAUUAUUAUUUUGUUAACUUCAAAAAAAUAAAAAAUCCAAAAAAUCUCAUUUAGGCACCAGACGAGUCCCAAUUCAACUCAUCUUGGUCGGUUCCGAUCUUCACCGGCGAUAUUGACGAAGAAUUUUUGACGAAAAAACUCAAUUUAGAGGUAUUUCUGCACUGGUCUCCGUGGUCGGCGUGCUCUCCGGCGCUGAAAAUGCAAACUCGAACAGGACACUGCCAUAUAAGGAAGGUUGAAGAAAGGGAUUUUGAUUUCGCAAAGGACAGUUCAACAGGAGUUAUGAAGUGGAUUUACCCAGUCCACAAGCUUUUGGAGACGGUAACGCAAUUUCGAAAGGAAGGAAUUUUGCUGCAGAGGUGAGAAAUGGGAUGUUCGAAAAAAAUUUAUGAUUUUUUUAUUUUUUUCUCAUUUUUUAUUUUCAGCGCAAUUCUCUCCGAUUUGAUGCUGGAGUCCUCCUCAAUUCCGAACCAUUGUUCCACGUAUAAAAACAAAAUUUUGAACGAAUUUGUCGACGGGAUUGUGGAGAAAAUCCGAGUCAAAGGAGUCCAAACAACGCCGAGGGAAUCGUAUUUCCUCGAUUUGAACCCGUGCUUCAGAAGAUUACAGGAUGAUGAUGCGGACCCAACGCGGCUCCUCAUAAUGGGGCAUAGUGUAAUUCAGAAUCGAAAAUGCAAUAUUUGAGUCUGUUUUUCGUUGAAUAAAUUUGGGGGGCAAAAUUUGCUUUUUGGUGAGAUCUUUUUUGAUGAAAAAAUGUUUUUUAUUGAUGAAUGGGUGCAAAACUCAAGAAGGGGGUUUUGCGUUCUUAUCCCUACAUCCUUUCAAAAACAUUUGGCUAAGUAACUUAAUAAGAAGUCUCCCUUUCGGUUAUGAGUUCCCGCGGUCUCCUUGAACUGACGCCAUAGACUCUCAACUCUCAGCGGUGUUUGUAUGGGCACCGGUUUCGGGGUGCUUGAAGUUUAUAGAAUGGUUAACGGAUAAAUGGGUAAGACCUUCAUCCCAUAGGCAGUCGUACGCCUUCCAACAAUCCAAUACGGCAAUAGCUUCAGGCUGAACAAAAUGCUGUAGUAUCGGUAUCAGAUAGGCUCGGUUCAGAUUUGCCACGGGAAUCGUGAACGUAUCCCCACUUUCCUCUUCCACCCCUCCAAAAACUCACUUUCCUUCAACUCGGUGCCGUUAUAUUUUCGCUUGCCGAAUUUAGAUUUGUCUAUCUGUAUGGUCAUCCCUGAACCGCUCAGGGGUUGUGCAUUCAGCACGAAAGCGUCGAAGAGGAAGGACUUCACGGUAUCCGCAGUAAGAGCCCCAAUCGCUCAGUUUCUCGGGACUUCCAAUGUCGGGCAGUUCUUUGAUGACUUCCAUCUUCUUCAACCACAUUUCUAA